AUGAUUUUCAUAGGAGGGGAUUUUAAUGGGCACAUCGGGUCUCUGCCGAUGGGUUAUGAUGAUAUGCAUGGAGGUUUCGGGUUCGGGGAUAGAAAUGUUGAGGGAGCUGCUCUUUUAGAUUUUGUGAGGGCCUUUGGGUUAGUGGUAAUGAAUUCCAACUUUCCAAAGAAGGAGGAGCAUCUGGUUACUUUUUGUAGUAGGCUAGCCAAGACUCAAAUUGACAUUUUGCUGCUUAGGAAGGGAGAUAGAGCAAUGUGUAAGGAUUGUAAGGCUAUCCCGAGUGAGAAUCUUGUGACCCAGCAUAGACUUCUAGUGAUAAAAUUGGGUAUCAAGAAGGGCAAGAAGAGACGGGGUGGGGAGGGCCAUCCUAGAGUUAGGUGGGGUGGACUGACUCCAGCUAGUGCCUUGGAGAUAGGGGCGAAGUUGGAAGGGAUGGGGGUUUGGGAGGAUAGCAGGGACGUAGAUAGUAUGUGGGAUAGGACUGCGGGAUGCAUCAAAGAAUCUGCUAAAGAAGUGUUGGGUAUCUCGAGGGGCUGGUCGGGCCGAUAUCGAGGGGAUUGGUGGUGGAAUGAAGAUGUUAAGAAGAAGGUGGAGAUGAAGAAGACGGCUUAUGUUAAAUUGGUGGAGAGUAAGGAUGAAGAGGAGAAACAGUCGUAUUUUCAUAAACUCUUGAAUGACGAGGAGGACAGAGGUGUUGUGCUAGGGGAGUUGGAUCAUACCGGGGAGUGUUGCAAUUUCGGCUAUUGUCGACGUUUUAAAGUAGAGGAUGUCAGCGAGGCUAUUCGCAAGAUGCGAAGGGGCAGGGCGACGGGGCCCGGCAAGAUUUCAGUGGAUUUUUGGAAGUUUUCUAGCGUGGCUGGGUUAAGGUGGCUGACCAACUUGUUUAACAGCAUUUUCAAAUCCGUAUCGGCUCUUAGUCCGUUCUUAUUUUCCAUGGUGAUGGAUGUGCUGACGUGGAGUUUACAAGGUAAAGGGAGAAAAUACAGUAGUGAUAGUAGGCUGGUCAGCGAUGAGGGCAAAGAGGGAAAGGGUGGCGAUGGCAGUGAGACCCGUGGAAGCUCCAACGACAGUGGUGGAAACACGGGUGGAAUGGGCUGCUGGCUUGUCUGGUUGGAUGCUCCUCUGGUGGAUGUUGAGGCGGUGGUGGCAGCUGGUGGUGCUGAAGCGGAGAGAGAAAACGGGGGAUUGGGUGCGGUAACGGCUCCGGUCGAUUUUGUUGGCGACAGUGAAGGAGAAGGAGAGAGGGAAGAGGAGAGAGAGGGGCAGCGACUGGUGGUGCUCCGCCUGUCAGGCUGUCGGAGAUGGUGA
Molecule: messenger RNA, 1308 nt
Organism: Capsicum annuum
Lineage: Eukaryota; Viridiplantae; Streptophyta; Magnoliopsida; Solanales; Solanaceae
Exons: 4
Coding region: 1-1308 (435 amino acids)
Biological process (GO): chromatin remodeling
Cellular component (GO): nucleus
Source: RefSeq, a predicted model, not a curated record